AUGGCCGAGGCCACGGCUAUUGCUUCGACCGGCAAAACCUCGGCCCUCCGGUCCUUGCCAGAAACUGGAGCACUCCACGACGAAGCCCAGGCGCCGGAACGCUCACAUCCAACCUCAAGCUGGUCAUCGAACCGUUGCCAAUCGAAAUCCCAAAUCUCCCCUCCACCGUCUACGACGUCGCCAAAGAUGGCCUCCAAGGCAAUUGCGAAGGCUGCGGCAGGCGGCCUCGUGGAGAUCUCCCAGAAGCACACCCUCCAGUCCACAGGCAUCUGGGAGCGCAUCCGCCGCACCCUCGCCAUCGACCCCAACCGCUCCUCCGGCGUGCCCUUGAACCCGACCUUCCGCAACCCGACACCGGGCGCCAACGACCCCCUCGCCUACGAUGACCCCGUAACCGUCCCCGCGGGUGACAUCGCCGACAACCCGUACUGGAAGCGCGACGCCCGCCGCAACUACCCAGCCAUCAGCGUCGUCAACCAGGCCGACGUCGUCGGCCUCCUAGCCGUCGGCUCCGCCGCGAAUCCGCGCGUCGAGCUCAUUGGCGAGGCGGGCGAGAAGCAGCUCGUCGCGGCCCGGGAGGAGGCCGCCGCCACGGGCAUUGCCCCCUACCUCGAGAAGAACGCCGCCAAGGCCGUCGAGGCGAGCAAGGAGGCGCUCUUCACCAACGGCUUGCCGCCGACGCCUAGCGGUGAGAACCUGAAGAGCGGCAAGUGGGAUGUGCACAAGUACAAGGUCAACGAGGACCAGUCCUACGGCGAAGGCUACCCUUGCCGGACUUUUGCGUGA
This is a messenger RNA of Colletotrichum orchidophilum, 786 nucleotides long. Its product is annotated as NADH-ubiquinone oxidoreductase 21.3 kDa subunit. The coding region runs from base 1 to 786 and encodes 261 amino acids. Lineage: Eukaryota; Fungi; Ascomycota; Sordariomycetes; Glomerellales; Glomerellaceae. The record is from RefSeq and is a predicted model, not a curated record. The transcript is spliced from 4 exons.